AUGAUGCAAGAAUCCGGGCCGGAGACAAAAAGCAAUGGUUCGGCCAUCCAGAACGGGUCCGGCAGCGGCAGCCACUUGCUAGAGUGCGGGAGCCUUCGGGAGGCGCGGGCCAACGGGGAGGCGGCCGUGGACGUGGCGCCGGCCGACCUGGCCCACGCGCAGCAGCAGCAGGCUCUUCAGGUGGCAAGACAGCUCCUCCUCCAGCAGCAGCAGCAGCAAGUUAGUGGCAUCAAGUCUCCCAAGAGGAAUGACAAGCAGCCAGCCCUGCAGGUGCCCGUGUCAGUGGCUAUGAUGACACCUCAAGUGAUCACCCCCCAGCAGAUGCAGCAGAUCCUGCAGCAGCAAGUGCUGAGCCCUCAGCAGCUCCAGGUGCUCCUGCAGCAGCAGCAGGCCCUCAUGCUCCAGCAGCAGCAGCUUCAAGAGUUUUAUAAAAAACAACAGGAGCAGUUGCAGCUUCAACUUUUACAACAACAACAUGCUGGAAAACAGCCUAAAGAGCAGCAGCAGGUGGCUCCCCAGCAGCUGGCUUUCCAGCAGCAGCUCUUGCAGAUGCAACAGCUCCAGCAGCAGCACCUCCUGUCCCUGCAGCGCCAAGGCCUCCUGUCACUGCCACCCGGCCAGCCCGCGCUGCCCCUGCAGCCCCUCUCGCAAGGCAUGAUUCCAGCAGAACUGCAGCAGCUCUGGAAAGAGGUGACGAGUGCGCACCCUGCCGAGGAGACCACGGGCAGCAGCCACAGCAGCGUGGAUCUGACCACGGCCACCUGUGUCCCCUCCGCCCCUGCCAAGACCUCCCUCAUCAUGAACCCACAUGCCUCUACCAAUGGACAGCUCUCAGUCCACACCCCCAAGAGGGAAAGCAUGCCCCACGAGGAGCACCCCCACAGCCAUCCGCUCUAUGGACACGGCGUGUGCAAGUGGCCAGGCUGCGAAGCAGUGUGCGAAGACUUCCCAUCGUUUCUGAAACAUCUCAACAGUGAGCAUGCGCUGGACGAUAGAAGUACAGCUCAAUGUAGAGUACAAAUGCAGGUUGUUCAGCAGUUAGAGCUACAGCUUGCAAAAGACAAAGAACGCCUGCAAGCCAUGAUGACCCACCUGCACGUGAAGUCCACGGAGCCCAAAGCCACCCCGCAGCCCCUGAACCUGGUGUCCAGCGUCACGCUCUCCAAGUCCGCGCCGGAGGCCUCCCCGCAGAGCUUACCCCACACGCCCACCACGCCCACCGCGCCCCUCACGCCCGCCACCCAGGGCGCCUCCGUCAUCACCACCACCAGCAUGCACACCGUGGGGCCCAUCCGCAGGCGCUACUCGGACAAGUACAACGUGCCCAUUUCCUCAGCAGAUAUUGCGCAGAACCAAGAAUUUUAUAAGAAUGCAGAAGUUAGACCACCAUUUACAUAUGCAUCUUUAAUUAGGCAGGCCAUUCUCGAGUCUCCAGAAAAGCAGCUAACACUAAAUGAAAUCUAUAACUGGUUCACACGAAUGUUUGCUUACUUCCGGCGCAACGCAGCCACGUGGAAGAAUGCAGUGCGUCAUAAUCUUAGUCUCCACAAGUGUUUUGUGCGAGUAGAGAACGUUAAAGGGGCGGUAUGGACAGUGGAUGAAGUAGAGUUCCAAAAACGAAGGCCACAAAAGAUCAGUGGUAACCCUUCCCUCAUCAAAAACAUGCAGAGCAGCCACGCCUACUGCACGCCUCUCAACGCGGCUUUGCAGGCUUCCAUGGCUGAGAACAGCAUACCUCUGUACACCACCGCUUCCCUGGGCAACCCCGCCCUCGGCGGCCUGGCCAGCGCCAUGCGGGAAGAGCUCAACGGGGCGGUGGAGCACGCCAACAGCACCGAGAGCGACAGCAGCCCCGGCAGAUCGCCCGUGCAGGCCGUGCAUCCGGUGCACGUCAAGGAGGAGCCCCUGGACCCGGAGGAGGCCGAGGGGCCGCUGUCCUUGGUGACCACAGCCAACCACAGCCCCGAGUUUGACCAGGACAGAGAUUACGAAGACGAAGCGGUAAACGAGGACAUGGAAUGA
Molecule: messenger RNA, 2022 nt
Organism: Pipistrellus nathusii (Nathusius's pipistrelle)
Lineage: Eukaryota; Metazoa; Chordata; Mammalia; Chiroptera; Vespertilionidae
Source: the annotation of a GenBank genome assembly